GGGAACACACAGAGCUGCCAAGGUCGGUGAAAGUACUGCACACAGCCAGGCUUCGGUGCUGAGCUCCUGUAGACUCCUACACCGACAGACAUACCGAGACACAAAGAAAGCGGAUGAUAUAAACCGCAGCCUGACGUCCUCCACCAGAGAAGAAACCAAAUGGGGAAUCUAUUAAAAGUGCUCACGUGCACAGAGUUUGAACAGGGGCCAAACUUUUUCCUUGAUUUUGAAAAUGCACAGCCGACAGACGGAGAGCGUGAGGUGUGGAACCAGGUGAAUUCAGUCCUCCAGGAGUCUGAGAGCAUCCUGGGUGGCCUGCAGUCGUACAAAGGGGCUGGCCAGGAGAUCAGAGAUGCGAUCCAAAACCCCAGUGAUCACAGCCUGCAGGAGAAGGCGUGGAACUCCGUCUGCCCGCUGGUCAUCAAACUCAAGAGGUUUUACAGCUUCUCCCUCAAACUAGAGAAGGCUCUGCAGAGUUUGUUGGAGUCCCUGACGUGUCCGCCCCUCACGCCCACUCAGCACCUGGAGAGGGAGCAGGCGCUGGCCAAACAGUUCGCUGAGAUCCUCCACUUCACUCUGCGCUUUGAUGAGCUCAAGAUGAGGAAUCCUGCCAUCCAGAACGACUUCAGCUACUACAGAAGGACCAUCAGCAGAAACCAGAUAAACAACAUGAACCUGGACAUAGAGAAUGAAGUCAACAACGAGAUGGCCAACAGGAUGUCUCUGUUCUACGCGGAGGCCACACCCAUGCUGAAAACACUCAGCAAUGCAACCACAAGCUUUGUGACAGAGAACAAGACGCUUCCACUGGAGAACACAACAGACUGUCUCAGCACCAUGGCCAGCGUCUGUAAAGUCAUGCUUGAGACGCCAGAGUAUUCAAGUCGUUUCAGCAGUGAGGACACGCUCUUGUUUUGCAUGAGGGUCAUGGUUGGAGUCAUCAUUCUGUAUGACCACGUCCACCCCAACGGCGCCUUCAACAAGUCCUCCAAGAUAGAUAUGAAAGGCUGCAUAAAGGUCCUGAAGGACCAGCCAGCAGACAACGUAGAAGGUCUCCUGAAUGCACUCAAAUUCACCACAAAACACCUGAAUGACGAGACCACUCCGAAGAACAUCCGGACGAUGCUCCAGUAAUAUUCCUUCUCUCUUAUAUAAAUAUAUAUAUAAAUAGAUAUGAAGAGGAUCACUGCUCUGACCUCAGAUAAGAUGUAUAUGUUUACAUUAUUUAAAGAGUCGAUGUUAAUACUUUUGUGUAUUUGCAUAGUGAUUCCCUCCAAGUUACUGAAGCCUGCAGAUCAUGUACACACUGUGCAAAAAGAAAGAAGCUUCACAUAAUUGCCUCGAGCGGUCAGAGCACAAAUGAUGGUUGCCUAUCAGCCUCACAUGUGCUGAGCUUUGCGAGCAGCGCUCACAAAUAAAGAUCCCAGGAAGCAGGAAAACGUCCUUUAAAAUGUACUUUUUCAAUUUUCUAUUUGGAACUGUGGCCAUCAAACUGUUUCUCCUCAAAUCCAGACAGACGCUGAAGAUAUUUCAUCUUCGCGUGUGUCGGCUCGCGCACAAUGAGACGCACAAUCAUUCUAAUCGUUUGUGUUGCCGUGAAGGGCUGAAGACUACAGCAGGGGGCGAUGUUUCACUAAGAGCACCUUGGUGUGUUCUCUCUCUUUUCUGUGUUCAAACUCCAGCAGCCUUUGAAUUAAACCCACUGUGAACAUGAAACCGGACUUUGCACGUCCAGUGAGAUCCAGCGUGUCAAAGCUGAGGGGUGCGACUGAUGAGAAGUCGGUGAAAGACGUCACCGAACCCGCCGCGUUUUACUCAGUCGUGUUUGACUUGCGUGACAAUAAUUGUGUGUUUUCCGUCUUCUGAGUGACUUUUAAUCUGCGAGGCUUUGCUGUUGAACUUUCUUUAAAAGAAAAGCCAAAAAUGUCUUUAAUUUUCUGAAUAAAUUCUGUUUUCUUCUGUUUUCCACUUUUGUUUUUGAGUCUCUUUGAGGAAAGAAUUGAGUAACAUUUCUCCUGGACUGGGAGGGGAAAUGUGUCCAGAUUGUUUUUAUAUGGUUUUUGAUCAUGUGUAAACUCAUAGUCUUCUGAGCAAUUCCAAGACUCACGCCUGAGAAACUCAAAUGAAACAUCGGAGUGUAAGGUUGUUGUCACUGAUCACGGCCUGUAGCUCGUUCUUCUGCUGUCGUUUUAGAAGAACGGUUCUCUCUGAUUUUGGGGGGUUUUGUUUCGAGCCUGCUCACAGUCGGUUGGACAAUCUGUGCUUUAAUUUUAGUUUUAGUUCAUUUGUAAUGUCAUCUGAUCACCGGUGCAUCAGGACAGCACGUCUAUUAUACGAAGCAAUGAAUCCUCGUGCACAGCAGUCAACUCUUACUUUGUUUUUGUUCAACUGCUGUACGCUCUGUUGUUUGAGCCUUUUUACAACGCGACCUAAUUACAGUAAUAACUGUGUCAUCCACGAGUGACGAUUAACCCCUGUGGUGUCUGUGGCUCAUUGCGAAGCGCCACAUUUGCCUUAAAAGCUGCCGCAGGCCGACACGUGUUAGGACGUAACCUGUGAAACAUCCACAGUUUUACUUUAUUUUGAAUCCAAAAGCCAUAAAUACACUCCUGGUCUUUAACAUUCAUCCUCUGAUUAGUUAACAGUAAAUUAACACAGUCUUUCAUAUAAGUUUCUUUCUCUUGUAUUUAGUAAUAUAUAUACAUACAUUUUGGAGGCCAUGUUUAUAUGCAACGAGUGAAAGCUCGUUUGAAGCCGGCUGUGCGUAUGAGAGUGAUAUUUCAUAUCUGACUGAAGUGGAUUUUUUUUAUUAUUAUUAAUAAAAAAAUGACAUUGUCUGUCAUAAUUGAUGUACACGAGGCUUCCCUCUUUGCCCAACAUAUGCUGUGUGUUGACAAGUUGUUUUGAAUACUGAUCAAAAUCAGUUACUUUGUCUCAAACUGACAUUUACUGUUACAUAUUUCUGGAGUUCAGACUCACUGGUGUUAGAAAUGGCUUUGCUGUGUUGUUGCAUAUUGACUGGGACGUGUGGACUGGAUAAUAAAGGUGGUACAUUUCUUACACA
This is a messenger RNA of Maylandia zebra (zebra mbuna), 3064 nucleotides long. It is a transcript of the gene cyria, whose product is annotated as family with sequence similarity 49 member A. Gene Ontology annotation, molecular function: small GTPase binding. Lineage: Eukaryota; Metazoa; Chordata; Actinopteri; Cichliformes; Cichlidae. Gene Ontology annotation, biological process: regulation of actin filament polymerization. The record is from RefSeq and is a predicted model, not a curated record.